AUGGAAAUUUUGUUUUAUUAUAAACAACAUUAGUUGAUGAAAUUCUGGCUAGCAUAGAUCAAUGUACAUUAGAUACUUCUAAGAUUAACAAAAUUAAAAAGUUAAAAAAAUAAAAAAAUAAUAAGCUUCAUAAAGCUUUAUAAUAUUUACACUUUUUUUUAAAAAAAAAAAUAAAUAUUUAUUUUUAUAUUUUGAUAAAUUAAAAAAUAGUAUAAUAUAAAUAUAAAAAAUAUAAAGAAAAUUUGUACAUCAACAUGGUAGCAAUAAAUUCACGAAAUGGAAAAAAACCAUCGCGUCCUGCACGAAACGUCAAUCUGGUUGUUUCGGCGAUGAGAAAUUUAAACGAUGAAAAUGGUUGUACUGUUGGUAACAUCGUUGGAUUUAUAUCUGAUCUUUAUGAUAAUCCAGCACCAAGACGCGAGGUUGUUGCAGCAUUAAAACGUGGUGUUGAAUUUGGAAUUGUUGAUAGAAAAAGAGGACGUUUUUUUUUAACUGAUAGAAAUGAUGCUGUAGUUGAAAGAAAUCAUGGUGUUAGUUGUUCAUCAAUGCUUGGUGAUAUGGAACCAAGUGAUGUUAUUGUAAAUAAAUCAAGAAGAAGUAUGAGCAAAGGAAGAAAACGCAGAGGUCGUAGCCGUAGUAAAAGAUCAAGUCGUCGUAGACGUAGAAGCAGAAAAUCUGGACGUAGAUCAAAAAGAGCAAGAUUUACUGGACCAAUGCCGUCAUUUGAACAAACUGAUAGUAAUCCUGAACCAGCUUACAAGGCACCAGAAGCACCAUCUGAUGAAUCAAUUGAAUCUUCAAUUGGUGAAGUCGAACAAACUCCAUCAAAUCAUAGCUAACAUUAACGUCCAAAAAUUUAAAAUAAAAAAAUAAAAAAAAAUACAUUUUUUAGGAAAAAUAAUAAAGUAAAAUUUAUAUAGCAUAAAUUAUUUUUUAUAAUUAUUUUAAUUUAUAACCCUCAAGACCAAUUGAAUGACAAGGUAAUUAAGAUUUUUUUUUUUUUUUUUAUUUAAACUUUUAUAUUACACAAAAAAUUGUAGAAAAAAAUGAAAAAUAAUUAAAAAUAUUUUAUUUUAUUUUAUCUAAAAAAUAUUUAUGUGUUUAUAAAUUUUAUUAUAUUAUUUUAUAAUUAAUUAAUUAAUUAAAAUUAUAAAAAAUUUAAAAAAAAAAAAAUUGACAAAAUUAAAAUGACACAAAAAACAUUUGAAUGUUAUUUGAUGAUUGGUAUAAAAAAUAAAAAUAUAUUAUUUUUAAAAAACAAGAAAAGAAAA
Messenger RNA from Aphidius gifuensis, 1271 nucleotides. RefSeq lists its product as uncharacterized. NCBI's taxonomy places the organism in Eukaryota, Metazoa, Arthropoda, Insecta, Hymenoptera, Braconidae. The transcript has 2 exons. Bases 255 to 839 code for a protein of 194 amino acids. The record is from RefSeq and is a predicted model, not a curated record.